AUGACGGGCACGCAACUUCCCAAUUUUGAAAUUAAAAUUAAGAUGGAAUCAUUACUGAAAGCAAUAAAAGAUUCAGAUGCAAUCAAGAACGAAGAUUUCAGAAACACCCGGAAAUGGAGAUUCAAAAGUAUUCAAGAAUACGUGAUGGCAAUUCAACACAAUGUUGAACAAAUGAGGAGGACUCUAUUGGCUAUCCAGAAACGAUAA
Molecule: messenger RNA, 207 nt
Organism: Brugia pahangi
Lineage: Eukaryota; Metazoa; Nematoda; Chromadorea; Rhabditida; Onchocercidae
Source: the annotation of a GenBank genome assembly